This is a messenger RNA of Stegodyphus dumicola, 3765 nucleotides long. RefSeq lists its product as uncharacterized. NCBI's taxonomy places the organism in Eukaryota, Metazoa, Arthropoda, Arachnida, Araneae, Eresidae. Gene Ontology annotation, cellular component: Z disc; adherens junction; filamentous actin. The record is from RefSeq and is a predicted model, not a curated record. Gene Ontology annotation, molecular function: actin binding; muscle alpha-actinin binding. Gene Ontology annotation, biological process: muscle structure development; actin cytoskeleton organization.
AUCGCAAGUAUUUCUUCUUGUAGGUGGCAGAAGACAGCAUUGCAGAAAGAGCCGGCCUUAGGGAAGGGGACGAAGUGAUUCAAGUGGGGAGAGUGAACGUCCAGGAUAUGACCCUUAGCCAAGCACAUGAGACACUUGCUAGAUGCGGCAAUAAGAUUGAGAUGUUUGUCAUAAGAGAAGAUCUUCUUUCACCAAGAAAAGGAAAGGAGCCUCCAGUAGUGAAAGCUGUAGUUCACAACCCUUACAACUCGCCUCUGUCACUGUACUCGACAGAAAAUAUCGCGGAAACCCUUGCUAAGCAGACAGAGGUUUUGACAGAAGGGCAAGUCUCAGAGGAAGACGAAGGCCCAGAAAAUUUAAGUUUCAAACAAAAAUCUGCUGUAUUUCAGUUAUUAGAAGAACAAGCUAAACAAGAAGGUGCAUCAAAGUCUCGUGGCAGUCAACAGAGCGCCACUGUAACCAAGCCGAAGACCGCUCCGCCACCACCUCCACCGAAACCUAAACCACCAUCGAGCGAAUACCUCUACAACGGUUACGACUCAGAUAGACAGAUACAGCAACAGCAGCAAGUGUACCAAGAUCAGCAGAAAACAAGUCGAGUAGAAUACCAAACUACACAAAGAGUCGUCAGCCAACAGCACCAAUACCAGCAAGAACGCCCGGUCCAGUACCAACAGACCACCACUUAUCAGACAAGCGCAUUUCAGAAAUCACCAGGAUACCACUCACCAUCUGCAGAUAACUAUCAACAACAAGUUUAUCACUCUCAAGUCAACAGUUAUCAGCAAUCGCCCGGUUAUCAGCAGUCCGUGAAAACUUACCAACAAACACACCAGCAAAUCAAUCAGAGCAAUCAGCAGCAGUAUCCCGGUUAUCAGUCGCCCACAACUACUACUUUUCAGCCAUUGAAUCAAAUUAAUUAUCAACAAAGCCAAAGCAAUCCAAGCAGAGGACAAACUCAUCAGGGAACUCAGCACCAGACCAAUUACCAGACGCAAACUCAUCAAAGCAAUUACCAGCCCCAGAAGACUGAACAACCAACUACUGCAGUAUCGAAAGCGGUAUUUAAAAUCGGCCCACCACCACCUCCUCGCGGUUCUUCAGCAAAGCAACAAGACUCCGGCGAUAUGGCGGCGGUAUACAGGCAACAAUAUGAGCAGCAUCUGCAGCAGCAGUAUGAACAACAGCAGAUGUACAUGAACAAUUACGAUGAUUAUGAAUCAACGAAACCUAAAGCGCACAUUAUAAAUGAAAACAUUUUCGAGCACAAUUCUACAUCUGGGACUCCAAUUACGUAUAAAGCACCUCCAGCCGCCCCUCCGAAGCCACACUGGCCACCACCGCCUCAGAACGAUCAGUUUAGAAGUCCUGCACCACCUUCACCAUCCGGCAUGAGGAAUGUGGCGUCUGUCUGGCCCCCUAAGAAAUCUACAGUAACCGAAUUGCCGAAGACUGGAUUUAAUCCUGCAGCUGUGCGAGAGCAAGGUACUGGAAGGAGAUGCAUAUGGCCCCCACCAAAACCUGAAGAUGAAAUGAGGAGUGGUCGGAACACCCCUCAGUCACCCAUGACUGGACGUCGUAUACAGUGGAAUCCUUCUCCCUCCCCUCCUCUAAGUCGCAGAACAGUUUUCAGCACUUCUCAGUCGCCAGUUAGAAGGAAGGAUCUUCAAUGGCCUCCUCCAUCCCCCACUUCUUUCCACGAUAAGGAAAAUGUUCCACGAUUUAGUCCUAAGACCACAAGAAAGGCCAGAUUCGAUGACUAUAUAAAAGAACAUGCGUCCAUCAAUGUUCCCCAAACGUACAGGCCACCCCCUGGAACACAGCAUGUUGAGUACCGUUAGAUUUCAUUCAAAGUCACCAUUGAGUUUUCCGGGGAGGAGAUUUUUGCUCUUUUAUAUUUAGUUCUUUAUUUUUUUGAAAGUUCUUAUUCGUAUACAUUGUUAUAUUUGUUAAAGCCGUAGUGUGUUAGAUACAACAUGUCUUGGUUUCUUCUUAUUUACGAAUGAGUUGCAGAAUUUCUUUUUUUGUAGUCAUGCGUGUUUGAUCAAAAGAUACUUUUAAGGUUUUGAUUUCGAAAAAGUACAAUUUAUUUUUCCCUUUUUGUUCUCUAAGUAGAUCUCACUUGGCUGUAUCAGCAUUUUUAUUUUUAUGGUUGCAUAAUAACCUCAUUAAUUAUUCAAUUCUGUUUCGUAAAAUUAUUAUAUUUAAACGUAAAAAACACUUUUUAAGCAUAGAGGAAUUUAAAAGGCACAAAAAGAAAAAAAAAAAGAAGAGAGAUAUACAAGAAAGUCAGAGAGAGCAGUAAAAACGGAAAUAUAUAUUCAAGCGUUCCCCACUUAUUCGACAGGCAGGGACCAAAGCAUUGUUAGGAAACAGAAAUAGUCUUCGGUUUAGGUGUGUAAAUGCAUUUUCACUCGAGAAAAAAAGUAUGUAUAGGUACACAUCACUCGGCGAUAUGGGCACCAGCUAAUGAUAUAAAUACUUAUAUAUGCAAUUAGAAUUGUCUAAAAGUGCAUCCUUAAAUUUAUCAUAGGAAGUUUUCGGAAAAUUAGCAGAAGUAUAUAUUUUAUCUUAGAAAUGGGAUGAAAUAUAUUAAAAGAAGGACUGCAUAUUAAAUGUAUAGUCUUUGGUUAACAUUUGAAAAAGGUCAAAGGAAUGGAUACUAAAAAAAUGGACAGUUGAAAGGCGGGGAACACUUGUAAUAUGAAAUUCACAAAUUUGAAAUUUCCUUGCAAAUUCAUGAACGGAAUGAUUUUUAUGAGAUCUUUAAAUGAAAAAUGAAUGACGUUAUACUCCAGCACAUCAUUUAACAUUCUAUAAUGACUUAUAGUUCUAUAUUCUCUCUAAGCACUCAUUAUUCACCUUUUUAUACAUCCAAUAGCUGAAUCCAAUAACUGCUAGCCUUUUUAUACAUCAUUUACAAUUUUUUUCACAUUUUUUUCUUUACAUUUCCUUUUAGUUCUAUUCUGUGUAACUGCCUAGGUUCGAAUACAAGACAGUGCUUUCCAGAUCUCUGAAACAUGUAACCUAUGCAUCUUUCACUGAUUUGUAACCUACUUUCAUAUCCUGAUGUGUUUACAUAAGUUCUACGAAAACACAGAUUUCAGUCCUGAACAAAUGCUACAAAAGUAUCACUAUAGGAAACGAUACUUGUGCGUUUAUGUACAUCUUUCGACAUGAGAAAAUGUCAUGGAAGUGUUCACGAAUUCUUAAGUUAUACUAGAAGAUAGCCUCUGACGGUGCAUUUCAUAUAUGUGGAUCUUGGAUGUGCUGUGGAUAAUGAUCUGAUGUCUUCUAUUCGAAUCUUUCAGUUUUUGAAGCUUUUAUUACUGCGAUCCUAUGUUUUCUCUUCUGUCCUUUGAAAGUCUCUUUCGCUUUCGUUGCUGUCGAUGUUGGUUAGUUAGUGUCCCCCCACAACAUGGAACAACUGAGUCAUCUCACUAGCAGAGUUUAGUUGGUAAAAGCUGAAUCCAAUAGCUGCUAGCCAUUUUUUCCAGUACAAGGAUAAGAGAUUGGAUCACAAUGCGUAGGACACGCCGAUCUCACAGCAACAGCUACUGGAUUGAUGUCUCUUUCUUCUCCAGCAACUUUUCUACUCUUUCACUUUAAUGAAAUCUGGAGCUAGCGUCUUCUUUUUUUGUUUGUAAUUAUCUGAACUAAUUUACAGAACCAUACGCGAACAAGCUUCAUUUUUUUGUAACGUUUUAAUUUUUGAGCUACUGUGACUGUGAUAAUGCAAGGUAAAUAAAACGUGAAUUCUACUUC